GACCGCUUUGAAGAGGACUACAUUUCCCAGUUCGCAGGAAGGACUUUCAAGUCAAGCGCACGAGCCUCGCGUCGCAACGGCGGCAGCUGGUGCAGCCGACAAGCGAGCACUGAGCAGGCGACUUUGUUACCACCGCCGAGAAAACCUCUCGGAAAAGUGUGAACACAGCACGCGAAACGGUCCGGCCCGGGGGUCAGGAGUCAGUUGCCUUUGUGCGAACUUGUCAGGAUACUCAAAAGUCCCCCCCCCCCUUUUUUUUUUUUACCCAAUAAAGAGGGCUUUUAUUUUUUUAAGUUGAACCGAAGCGGAGUUCUCUCAUUCAGGAUGUCGGACUGAGACAAAGGGUCUGGGGGGCAUUCCUGUCGGAGUGGUACUAGCAGAUUCUGGAAGUCUCCUCUGGAUGGGAAAAGAUGGACAGGGAGUUGCAAUGGUGGAAAGGACAGCUUGCUGCAGACAUCCAUCAGUCCCUCCGCAUCAAGGAGCUGAAAUUACCAGUCUACCGAGCCCAUUCGCCGCAGAUUGGUAUGCGUCGGUACUUUGCAGACUUAUUGGCCAUCCUGAGUAAUCGCUACCAGUUAUGUCCUACGGCACGCCACCUGGCCGUCUAUCUGCUCGACCUAUUCAUGGACCACUAUGAUGUGGCUGUCAAGCAACUCUAUGUCAUUGCCCUCUCCUGUCUGCUCUUAGCCAGUAAAUUUGAAGAGAAGGAGGACAGAGUACCCAAACUGGAGCAACUGAACUCACUGGGCUUCAUGUGUAAUUUAAACAUGGUUCUCAACAAGAAGGAUCUGAUCAAAAUGGAGCUUUUGCUGCUGGAGACCUUUGGCUGGAAUCUGUGCAUGCCCACACCGGCCCACUUCAUUGACUACUACCUUAAUGCCUCGGUGCAAGAGGGAGAUCUGUACAAUGGCUGGCCCCUGUCCUCCCUCUCUAAAACCAAGGCUUUUAUGGACAAAUACACUCACUACUUCCUGGAGGUCUCGCUGCAAGACCACACUUUCCUUAGUUUCCGACCAUCCCAAGUUGCUGCUGCAUGUGUAGCAGCAUCCCGCAUCUGCCUCCAGAUUUCCCCAAGUUGGACUACUGCACUGCAUCUACUGACCGGCUACACCUGGGACCACCUGACCCAGUGCAUUGAACUAAUGCUGCUUGCUCAUGACAACGACGUAAAAGAGGCCAACAAAACAAAGUGCACCCCUCCACACCGAGCUUCCUCUCUGCAGUCUCAAGGCCAAACCUCUCACCUCUCUCCUGUGUCAGCCAUUCAGAGACCACCCUCAUCGUCCUGCACCUCCACCACACCACAGCUGCUCUUUCAGCCGGACCGCUUCCCAAACCUUUCCCAACAUUCUCCCUCCCUGUCUCAGUUGCAAACGAUUGCCGACUCUCAGGCUCUGGGACCUGUGGUGAACGUGUCUCAGGACUUUUUUCAGAGCCACCGGAUGGGGCUCCUAAGUGGGACUUCUUGCCUGACUAGUGGGGGUGGCUUCUCUUCCUAUUCAAGUCUGACCUCCAGCCUCCAGGCAGGGUCUCGUGCGCUGCCACUCCAGGGCCCCAUAUCCGUUCAGAUGGCCCUCGCCGGGGAAGCGCACCACUGCCUGAGCAUGGCCUAUACCGGGGGCUACCUGGGGGCCCAUCACACCUUCGCAGCCGGCUGCUUCGACAGGUGACGCCAGGCGACGGGGAGAGAACAGCAUCAGGAGCACGCUGCCGUGCUGCCGCCCGUGCUCCCUUUUGCAGAUCCCCCUUCUCUCUCCGUCGACACGGUAACACCUUCGGUAUGUCCAGCCCUUCAUCCCCUCUCGCAGAGACAUCUCAAACGCAAGCAGAGGUCCAAAGACAAGAGAGACCCAGUGGAAGUCAUCACUCUGACAUGACGAAUCUCUGCAGAGUCUUUAAAGAACGCUUAUCAUCACUGUGAAUGAGAUGAAAGCAGUGCCAAGGUUUGUAAAAGUGCACAAAACAACAAAGCUGUGAAAGGAUAUUUUGCUGUUUUGAUUAUAUAUUUUUUAAAAGACUAAGUCUACCACAAUUUUGUGUGGAAAAAGAUGAAUAUGGAGCCACCAUUGGAGAGCUGUUUCUGUGUUCGGUCUGUGCCAUGUUAAGGAAAUGUGUAUGUUCCGAAUGUCCGCAAACAUUGAUUAAACACGUGUAGGCUGUGUCAAGCCUGAAGGGGCCCCUCUGGGAAUUCCUCAUUGCAUUAGUCCUCUAGGGGUGGAAGAAUUUCUAGUUUCGUGCACAGCAGGUGAGGUCGACAGCUUAAAAAAAAGCCUGCACUGGCCCGCUUUAGUCCUAUCACGCCCUCACCGUCUGCAAGAAUCUCUCCUCCACUUCCAAAGUCAACCCUUGCAGCCACAUGCAGGGUGAACAAAGGUUAAAUAUUGGUGUCAAAGAGUUGAUGUUACUGGACCAGCAUGGGGAAGCAGACACCGUAGUUGUGUACUGUACAUAUAAAAAGCUGCUGCUGCUGCCUUUGAAUGAAAUGUCGGUUCUGUGUCUGUGUUAAUGUUUACAUGAACCACUUAAGUAUCAGGGACUUCAACGACAUUACUUGAAUAUAACAUUGGAACAUGCCAUAGCUUUCAUUCAUAACUUCUGUUUUUAAGAUUUUUUUUUUUAUACCGACCUAGAAAAACACCCUUGUUUUCAUACAGGCUCAGGUUACAGGCUAAAACUAGCCUUUAUACUGUGCCAUAAUGCUUUAAGUCAGGGUUGGGGAACCUACCAACCAUGUGUUUCUAAAAACAAAACUGAAGAGGGAGUGUUUUAAAAAAAUCCUCAAAACAUUUAAACCACAAAUGCUUAUCAUAAACAGCUGCUGGAUCAUUCCAUCAUAACGUAAUACAUUUAUUAUGGCCAUUACAGCAUCAUUGGAGGGCCAAAACGUUGACCGUAUUCUCUGUUGAAUCUGCUUAGAGAAAAGAGCUAGCGUUCAGUUUGCUACGCAAACAUCUGCAUCUAGUCCUUGUGUAAUUGCGUUCCUCGUUUCUAAAGCUCCCAAUUUUCCACUUCCUGCUCAUUUAAACACAUCCAGAUUCUCUGUGCCAGUCUCAGAGAUGACAUGGAGAGACCUUAAAUGGUUGCUCUCCUCUAACCCGUGUUAUAUUUUCCACCUAACUGUUGUGGAUAUACUUGACCUUUCAACUAGUUGUUUCCUUCACUGAUAAAAGGGUUAUUUUCAGUAAUUUAUAUACAGUUUUCAUGACCUUUUGAUUUCAUCUAUUUUUUUGGGGGGGUUUGAGCUUUUUGGGAAUCACAAGUAAAUUUCAACUUGCUCAUUCCACAUGACCUUGAUCAACUUCUCACAAAGGUGCAAUAUGUUUUUUUUUUCUGUCAGAACUAAACACAGCCAUUAACUGUCUUGGUGGUGAGCACCAACGCUCCACCGGUUUUCUAAGUUAUUUUUGACAAUUGUGAUACUUGAUUUACUGUUACAUUUCAUUUAGAGGGCAGUGGGCUCCACAAACAACUGACUGUUGCAUAUUGAAGCCACCACUUUUGAGUGAUGGAUGUUACUGGAAGCAUUUGUCUUUAGAUUAGUGUGUUGUUUUGCAUUUUAUUUUCCUCUUGUGAUUGGUGCUGAUUUGACUCACACCGAACUACACUGACUCACCACAAACCUCUGUUUUAUGUGUGUGUGUAUAUAUAUAUAUAUAUAUAUAUAUAUUUUAUGCACCAAUUAAUACUUUUGCUUUGUCACACUGAAUUGUAAGUUGGUGUAUUUUUUUAUCGUUAUGUGCCAUGGAAAAAUAAACGUUAACUGAGGUUGGGGUUGUAUUUUUAUUUAAUUGUUUUUUUUAACACUGGUA
Molecule: messenger RNA, 3809 nt
Organism: Phycodurus eques (leafy seadragon)
Lineage: Eukaryota; Metazoa; Chordata; Actinopteri; Syngnathiformes; Syngnathidae
Gene: ccnjl
Product: cyclin J-like
Exons: 6
Coding region: 411-1670 (419 amino acids)
Biological process (GO): regulation of cyclin-dependent protein serine/threonine kinase activity; mitotic cell cycle phase transition
Cellular component (GO): nucleus; cytoplasm; cyclin-dependent protein kinase holoenzyme complex
Molecular function (GO): cyclin-dependent protein serine/threonine kinase regulator activity
Source: RefSeq, a predicted model, not a curated record